This is a messenger RNA of Tachyglossus aculeatus (Australian echidna), 3180 nucleotides long. RefSeq names its product NBR1 autophagy cargo receptor (gene NBR1). The transcript is spliced from 22 exons. Gene Ontology annotation, molecular function: ubiquitin binding; zinc ion binding. Lineage: Eukaryota; Metazoa; Chordata; Mammalia; Monotremata; Tachyglossidae. Gene Ontology annotation, biological process: macroautophagy. Bases 90 to 3086 code for a protein of 998 amino acids. The record is from RefSeq and is a predicted model, not a curated record. Gene Ontology annotation, cellular component: phagophore assembly site.
AUAUUAGUCUGGGCCGCAGGGGCGGCGGAGAGUGGGAGCCGUCGCGGCCUUCGCCGGGCGCCCCCGGGGCCGGGAAGCGGCCCCCCAGCAUGGAGCCGCAGGUCAACCUGAGGGUGACAUUUAGGAACGAGACCCAGAGCUUCCUGGUUUCCGAUUCGUCCCAUACGACCUGGGCCGACGUGGAGGCCAUGGUGAGAGUUUCCUUUGACCUGGACGCCGUUCAGAUCAAAUACCUGGACGAGGACUGCGAAGAGGUCUCCAUCAACAGCCAAGGAGAGUAUGAAGAGUCCCUUAAGAUAGCCAUCCACCAAGGGAACCAACUUCAGAUGAAUGUCUACGAGAAGCAGCGGGCGGGCGGUGCCCUCACAGGAGCCCACAGGCCAAGGGAUCAGGCCGCUCCCUGUCCCGGGAGGAAGCCGCUCGGGCACUAUUCAACACUGGCACGGGCGAUGGACCCGGACAGGAGGCGGCAGGAGGAGGUGGUGGAGACAGCUGAAGUGGAGCCAGAGGAGAAGAAGGAGCGGCAGCAGCGGUGGCAGCCGGGAGCACAGGCUGGGCUACUGGCCGGGACCUCCGCCGGACUGCAGGAAAGUCCUCCGGACUGGUUCACCAGCUACUUGGAGGCAUUCCGGAAGCAGGUGGUCAAGGAGACGGUUGAGAAGCUGGAUCAGAAGCUGAAUGAGAAGCUGAGCCUGCAGAGCCUCCCAGCCAGCCCGCUCUCUGUCCCUGAGGAGGCCCCGUCAGUGCUUCCGGGCCCCCGUGCCAACCCAUGCCACUGGGGCAUCCAGUGCAGUGGCUGUGGGGCCAGCCUGGUGGGCGUGCGCUACCAGUGUAGCCUGUGCCCAUCCUAUAACAUCUGUGAAUUGUGCGAAGCCGGACCCUACGGCCACGAUCCCAACCACGUCCUCCUGAAGCUACGGCGACCACCGUCAAGGGGUGCCGGAGGGCCGUCCCCCACCUCCCCGCCCCACCUCCUCGCCCCCCCAGAACCACCGCGGCCCCCAAAGGCAGCCGACCGCAGCUCACGGAAGGCCGAGAAGCGGCGUCUCCGGGCGGAGAAGAAGCAGCGAGAGGCGGAGGUCAAGGAGCUGCGGAAGCAGCUGAAACUGCAUCGCAAGAUUCACCUGUGGAGCUCGGGCUCUGGCCUGCCUGGACCCGGGGCCCUGCUGACCAAGAUGGACUACCUGCCUCCUGCCGGCCCCAUCCUGGUCCCUCUGCAGUCAUGCCCGGCAGUGGGGCCGACGCUAAGCGCGGUGUUCGUGGAUGAGAAUCUGCCGGAUGGCACCCACCUGCAGCCCGGGACCAAGUUCGUUAAACACUGGCGGAUGGAGAACACCGGGAGCAUCCAGUGGAGCGCGGACACCAAGCUGACGCUCCUGUGGGGGAACCUGAGAUUGGCGGGCUCGGAGCUGAAGGAGGUGGCGGUGCCCUGCCUGCGGAGCGGGCACGUGGGCAUCGUGUCCGUGGAGUUUGUCGCCCCAGGUCUGGAGGGCACGUACACGUCACACUGGCGCCUGGCCCAUCGCGGGCAGCAGUUUGGGCCCCGCGUCUGGUGCAGCGUCAUCGUGGACCCCCGACAGCCGGAGGAGGCUGUGGACCCCAUUGGGUGCGGCCAGGGUAGCAGCCAAGCAGGACAGCCGGCGGAUGCGGCGUCGCCGAGGGGCACUAGUGACCGGGAGCUGUACAUUCCCUCCGUCGACCUCCUCACCGCCCAGGACUUGCUGUCCUUCGAGCUGCUGGACAUCAACAUUGUGCAGGAGCUGGAGCGGGUACCCCACAACACACCCGAGGACACGACUCCUUGCCUGUCUCCGCUGCCACACAGCAGCCUGGCAGUUGGGCAGCCAGGCCAGGGGCAGCCCCUGGAAACGAGUGGAGGGGCGGCGCUUAGCGCCCGACCAGAGCCUGAAGAAUCCCAGGAAGGCCUUGGGAGCCCCCCACCCUUGGAGGAGGUGGAGGAGGACUUGAGUGGGAGCCAGUUUGUGUGUGAGACCGUGAUCCGCUCCCUCACUCUAGACGCCGCCCCAGACCACAGCCCGCCCCUCAGGAGCAGGCUGCUGGCCACUUCCCUCCAGCUGCUGCCCGAAGGCAUUGACCCCAACAUUCAGAGGGAAGACGACACUUACACAACCUCCUGGCCUCCAGUCAAAACGGGAGAGAGAUCUGCUCCUCCUGCAGAGGGGCCAUCCGGGGAGGCUGCGGCCCAGGAUGGGGCUGGGGAGGAGCUGGAGGAGGAGGGUGACGAUGAGGAGGACCUCACGGAUGUGAGAAGCCAAGGGUCCUCAGACUCCACCGACGAUUACAUCAUCGUCCUGCCUGAGUGUUUUGACACCAGCCGCCCCCUGGGCAAGUCGGCCGGUGUCCCCAGCGUGUCGCCCCAGACUGGGCCCACUGGAGAGGCCGCUGGGCCCACCCCAGAGGCCGCUGGGCCCACUGGAGAGGCUGCUGGGCCCACUGGAGAGGCUGCUGGGCCCACCCUAGAGGCCGCUGGGCCCUGGGAGACUUCGUCGUCGUCGUCACUGCUGCCGUGUCCCGAAGUAGAGCACCAGCUUCAGGAGCCCAGCAUUGGUGACAGCUCGGCCAGAUUGGGGCCUCCGGGGCCUGAACCGUCGCCACCUCCGCCCAGGAGUCCCCCUCCCCCUCAGAGCCCCACGGCUUGCGUGGACACUGUCAGCGAUCACAGCAGCGAUGCCGAUGCCAACACUACAACCGACGCGGGCACCUCGACUCUUCGAGGGGAAGAACACAGCGGGGCAGACUCCUGCAGCCCCGAGGAGGCCUGGCAGAUGCACCCUGACCAACUGAGGCCCCAACCUGAGAGGAGCCUGGCCGGCGGACUGGUCAAGGGGGCACUGUCCGUGGCCGCCUCAGCCUACAAAGCCCUGUUCGCUGGUCUGCCCCUCCCUGUGCAGCCCCCUGUGAGCGAGGAGCAGACGGCCGUGCUCCUGGCCCACCUGUUCGAGAUGGGCUUCUGUGACCGGCAGCUGAACCUACGCCUGCUGAGGAAACACAACUACAGGCUCGCGCCGGCCGUGACCGACCUGCUGCAGGCCAACCACAACGACUGGGCCGGACAACGUUUCUGAGCACCCUGGCCCCAGCUGUGGUGGCCCGCCCCAUGGUUUCUCCCCAUUCCCGAAUGUCGCAUUAAAUAACUCAGCCCGCUGCGUGAUGACUUGA